Acromyrmex echinatior (Panamanian leafcutter ant) is the source of this 815-nucleotide messenger RNA. RefSeq lists its product as uncharacterized. Gene Ontology annotation, biological process: mitochondrial respirasome assembly. The record is from RefSeq and is a predicted model, not a curated record. Lineage: Eukaryota; Metazoa; Arthropoda; Insecta; Hymenoptera; Formicidae.
UGAAGUGUUGAUAUGCAUCAUUCAGUCCCCAAAAUCUUAAUCACAUUUAUUUUCUCUGCGUUGAUGAUCUUGCGUUUCAAUUUCGGAGCUGAAGUUGACAUAUCUAUUUUACAUUAUGAUACAUAUAUUUGAUAUAUUGUAUGUGUAUUGUAGAUUGUAGCCAGCUCGGCUCCUCGCGCGCUGAUGCUCGCGUAGUCAUUUCGACGGUCGACGUGUAAUCGCGAGUUCCGAGAUGUCGCGUACGAGGACGGAGAAGAAUGGAAACGGAGCCAAGUACGAGGUUACCGUAUGGACACGUGCGAUUACCGCGAACUCCGAGUGGCCAGACAAGGAGGAAUUUCUCGAUGUAAUAUACUGGGCGAGACAGGCGAUCGGUAUUAUCGUUGGCAUAGGAUGGGGCCUUAUACCACUAAAAGGUUUUAUAGCUUUAUUGUUAUUUGUUGUAGUCAAUGCAGGAAUUACGUAUUUAUACUUUAGUAAUUUUCAACAAAUUGACGAGGAAGAGUACGGUGGUAUAUGGGAAUUGACGAAAGAAGGAUUCAUGACCUCAUUCGCUGGGUUUCUGGUGACUUGGAUUAUUAUAUAUUCAGGAUUGCAUUUUGACUGAUAUACUCAACAAGAUCACAGAUAAAGAGCAAUAGUUUUUUCAUAUGGAUCAUCGCUGCUGCCAAAUUCAUUAUACAUAUACAAUAGUUUCCUUCACAAUAGAUACUGUUAUAUAUUGACUUUUUUCAUAUACUGUUACAUAUUAUUACAUACAAAUAUGAUUUAUCUGUGUAUAAAGAAAAGAAAGACCUUCUUACCUUCUCAAACUA